Messenger RNA from Vicia villosa (hairy vetch), 834 nucleotides. RefSeq lists its product as uncharacterized. Bases 1 to 834 code for a protein of 277 amino acids. The record is from RefSeq and is a predicted model, not a curated record. The transcript has a single exon. Lineage: Eukaryota; Viridiplantae; Streptophyta; Magnoliopsida; Fabales; Fabaceae.
AUGGGGUUUGGAGUUGUUUGGCGGAGAUGGAUGGAGAUGUUAAUUUUUCGAAGUUCCAUGUUCGUUUUGGUUAAUGGUAGCCCGACGAAAGAAUUUGUGGUGGAGAAGGGUUUGAGGCAAGGCGAUCCUUUAUCUUCGAUCCUUUUUGUGUUGGUGGCGGAGGGUCUAGCGGGUCUUGUAAAAAAAUUGUUUGAGAUUGGCGAAUUCAAAGGUCUUGACAUUAAUGGGAGUUGCAUGGUUGACAUCUUACAAUUCACGGAUGAUACUCUUUUAGUGGGGGAAAGUUCUUGGAGACAAGUGUGGGCUAUCAAAGCGGUGUUAAGGGCGUUCGAGUUAGUGUCGGGUCUUGGCAUCAACUAUCACAAAAGUAAGUUGAUUGGUAUAAAUGUUAGUGCUAAUUUCUUGGAGGCCGCUUCUUAUGUUUUGUCUUGUAAAGUGGAAGGGAGCGUGUAUACUUUUCUUGGCAUUAAGGUGGGUUGUAAUCCGCGGAAAAAAGAGUCUUGGAUCCCUCUUGUUUCUAAGAUUAAGAAGCGGUUAUCGGGUUGGAAUAAUCGGUUCUUAAGCUUGGGAGGAAGGAUCACUCUUUUGAAAUCUAUUCUUAGUUCUCUUUCUAUUUUCACCAUGUCUUUCUACAAGAUGCCGAAAUCGGUGGCUAAGGAGGUGGGGAGGAUACAAAAUAAUUUCUUAUGGGGAGGGGGUUUGGGAGAGAGAAGGAAGAUCCAUUGGGUUAGUUGGAAGAACGUUUGUUUACCGUUCAUUAAAGGUGGCCUUGGAAUUAAAGAUGUUGGUGAUUUCAACCUUGCUCUUCUUAAUAAAUGGUGUGGAGGGUUUUAA